CUCCUGAGCCUCAGUUUCUGCGACUGUAAAAUGGGGAGAUGACAGGACUUCCCUCCUGUUGCUGUUGGGAAGCCUCUCUGAGCGAAUUCCAGGGAAGGGCGUGACUCCGCACCUGCCCUGGGUGUGAGCUCUGAACACUAGCAUGUGUUUUUCAGAAUCCUAGAAAAUAUUUUAGAAGGCAGGGCCGGGAUGCCGGGGGCUGUUCCCUGGGAGGCGAGGCUCUGCAGCUCCCAGCCUUCCCCCUUCGCAGGCGUUCUGUUUUGUUUUGCUUGGGUGCGCCCACAGCCAAGUCUGGGAGGGUUUCCUGGACAGAGGUCCUCGCGGCAGCUGCUGAAGCCGUGCAGCCCUGGUCACAGCGCCACUGCUCUCCAACCCAGGCACACUGCAGGCGGCAGCAGCAUGGAGCUCUGGGGGGCCUACCUGCUCCUCUGCCUCUUCUCCCUCCUGACCCAGGUCACCGCCGAGCCACCGUCCCCCAAGGUCAAGAAGGCUGCAAAUGCCAAGAAAGAUGUUGUGAGCCCGAAGAUGCUUGAGGAGCUCAAGAGCCAGCUGGAGAGCCUGGCCCAGGAGGUGGCCCUGCUGAAGGAGCAGCAGGCCCUGCAGACGGCAUCCACACUGCCAUCCUUCUGUCCCUCUGCUGUGCCACACUCUGUCCCUCUACCACAGGGCCUUUGCACAUGCUGUUCUGGCAGCCUGAACUGUUCCGCCAAGAGCCACGUAAUAAAUACCUCCAGCAACACCAUCUCAAAGUAUCUAAUCCCUCUUCUCAAUCAGUUAAAAGCUUCACAGAAUGAUGUUCUUUCCUUUAUCUCAUUUAUGGCAAUUUGUAAUGUUAUAUUCAUGUGUUGAUUUAUGUCUUCACUGUGAGCCCCAGGAACACAGCAGCUAAGUUUGCUUCUGGUUGCCCUUGUCUCUCCCACCACCCUGCCCAGCACAGUGCCUGCCACAUAUCAACACUCCGUAAAUCUCUGCUAAGGGAGGACAAACACAGGACUCUGGACAACGUGCUUAACCUGGCUGGUGGGGAAAGGGGGGCUCUAGGAAGGAAAUGUCUACCAUGUUUAGGCUUCAAGUAAUAGAAAACUAAGAGUAGCUUAAACAACAAGAGAAUCUGGAAGUAGCUCAUUCCUGCACCGAGACAGACAAGGAGGGGGGAGCGGGAAGGGGUGCUGGCUGGAUCAGCCACAGUGUCUGCAUGAGCGCAGUGCCACCCUGGGCCUCAUUUCCUCACUGUAAAGUGGACGGGGUGGGGGUAGAGGUGCAGGAAAGCUCCAAGGUCUCUCCAAGGUCUAAGCUUUGUGCUUGUGCAAAGUCCUGAUAACCCAGGUGCCACCGUCCCCUGAGGUGAGGGCAGAUGGUGGGGACCUCCCUGCACAAAGUCCAAGGCACAAGGGAAUCCCAAGAGCCCCUCUUCUCCACUGAGUCCCAGGCGGUCACGGUCUCUGGGCCUCCUUGGGGACCUUCUCCCUCUCAUUGUCCUUUCCACCACCACCACCUGCAGAUCACCUUGUCUGCAGCCCACCCAAAGCAUACGGCUCUGUUGACCUAGCCAGAGUUGAGGGGUUAGGGGAGCACCCUCCUCCUGGCAUCUGCCCCUCACCCCCCCCCCCCAAUCUGCAACCACAUGUGAGGUCCCCAGCCAGCCAGCCUCUGCCAGACACAGGGAGGCAGAGGUGACCUUGCCAGGGCCCUGCUCCCAGAAGCCUCCAUACAUUCAUGCAGUGCACUCACUGGAACCCUUCCAGGAGGAGGAGGGAGAUACAGAGGGGCUGCCAGCAGAGGGCGCCGCAGGAGCAAAGGGCUGAUUGCCCGCCCAGCACUGCUCUCAGGCUUUGUCUUCGUCUAGUUUUCUGCAUGAACCCAGGGGGUCACGCCUAGGGCACAGCCACAGAAUAAUAGCGGGGACGGUCAGUGGGCGCUCUGGCUCGGGACCGGGGACCCUGGUGACGGCCCUCUCUCCCC
Myotis lucifugus (little brown bat) is the source of this 1962-nucleotide messenger RNA. RefSeq names its product C-type lectin domain family 3 member B (gene CLEC3B). NCBI's taxonomy places the organism in Eukaryota, Metazoa, Chordata, Mammalia, Chiroptera, Vespertilionidae. Gene Ontology annotation, biological process: bone mineralization; ossification. The transcript has 3 exons. The record is from RefSeq and is a predicted model, not a curated record. The coding region runs from base 190 to 849 and encodes 219 amino acids.